AUGACCGCCGUCGACCCAACUUACCCUCUUUAUCCUGUUGCGUGCUUUGUAUCAUCAGCAAUGCUGCUUCUUGUACUGGCAACAAGUUUCAUCCGCCAAAGCUGGAACCUCGGCGUUGCCUUCCUAUGCUUCUGGCUUUUCUUCGAGAAUCUGGCUGGCGGUGUCAAUACCAUUAUCUGGUCGGACAAUGCAGAUGUCAAGCUGUACGUGUACUGCGACAUUGUUUCACACCUUUCUAUGAUCACCUCCGUGGUCAAACCUAUGGCGACACUCAUCAUCGCCCGCCGACUAUACCUUAUCACCAACCUACGAGCUAUCGAUCUCCCUACCAGAGCGGCGAGACGUAGAGGUCUCGCGAUUGAGUGGACGCUGGGCUUUGUAGUCCCUCUCAUUGCUGCAGGACCCCUAUACUACGUUGUCCAGUGGUUUCGAUUCGAAGUCGACGAGGGUUUCGGGUGCCUCAACGCCCCCGAUGCCUCAGUACUCAGCAUGCUAUUCACAAAACUAUGGAACAUCAUCCCUCCCGUGGUGUCCAUCGUCUUCUACUACCCUCAAGUCGUCAAGACCUUCUACCACCACAGUCGAGACAUUGACCAGUUCCUACGGAGCAACAACUCAGUCUCCCGCACGAACUACUUCCGGAUCCUGAUUCUCGCAAGCAUCGACAUCCUGCUCACCUUACCAAUCGGCACGGUGACACUUAUCCUAACCAUCAAAGGGCUUCUACCUUCGGGGCCCAUCCCAUUCUACUUUGGAUGGACUAACGACCAUACGGACUGGCAGCCACCGAGCCUUUUAUAUGCCCAGUUGGUAUCAGGCGGAACUCUCACCGUGACAAUCAGGUACUUCAGCCAGUGGACGUCGCCGUUCCUCGCGUUUGUCAUCUUCGGUCUUUUCGGCGUUACAUCGGAGGCUCGCGCGUCGUACUGGCACAUUGUCUGUACCGUGGGUGGUUGGUUUGGCUGGAAGCCCACGCCUCGUGCUCACAGGUCGCGCUCACCACUGGCGGACAUUGAGUUCGGAGAGCAGCCUGCACAGAACUCCAUGUCAUUAGGUCUCGACUCGUACCCGAGCUUCAUCGACACGAGCGCGCAUGUGUCAGAAGGGAAACAGCGGUCCGAGCCCUCUGUGUUCAAAAGGUGUGAAAUAGACGCGGUACGAAAAGCCGGCUCGUACGAGGACGCUAUAGAGGCAUGUCAAGUCUCACUGAGCGAUGCAAGGCGCAAGGGCGACUUCUUUCAGGAUCGCGAGGAUGGGCGCGCAGGAGUGAUUGACGCGUGA
This is a messenger RNA of Peniophora sp. CBMAI 1063, 1281 nucleotides long. The record is from the annotation of a GenBank genome assembly. Lineage: Eukaryota; Fungi; Basidiomycota; Agaricomycetes; Russulales; Peniophoraceae.